AUGUUGGGUUUAGCAUGGUUGACAGAGCCCCCUGAAAUCUCGGUUGCGCGGUGUCAGAGCGAGAUGGAGGACUUGGGAAGAACGUCGGUCUCCGUCGUGAUACAUAUCCUGGGUGAGGAGACAGGGGCAAGAUUCUUGGAGCUAUGGGGACCUGAGAUGACCCAUUGGCUGUACUGGUGGGGAAUUCCAGCAGCGCAGAUCUUAUUCGCGAUGUUCAUCGUCGACACUUGGCAAUACUUUUUCCACCGCUUGAUGCACAUGAAUAAGUAUUUCUACACGAAGAUCCACUCCAUGCACCACAGACUCUACGUCCCCUAUGCGUUCGGGGCAUUAUACAACCAUCCUGUCGAGGGUUUCUUUGUGGACAGCCUAGGUACAGCCAUUGCAGAGCGCAUCACACACCUUUCCGUUCGACAGUCCAUGUUCUUCUUCGCGUUCGUCACAUGCAAGACUGUCGACGAUCACUGCGGUUACAACUUCCCCUUCGACCCCUUCCAUAUGAUGAGCGGAAAUAAUGCAGACUACCAUGACAUACAUCAUCAGGCCGUCGGUAUCAAGUCCAAUUUUUCGACUCCUUUCUUCGUCCAUUGGGACGCCCUCCUUGGUACGCGCAUGACCAGAGAAGACAUUCAACAACGUAGACAGAAGGUCAAGACGACGUGA
Messenger RNA from Suillus paluster, 663 nucleotides. Its product is annotated as fatty acid hydroxylase superfamily-domain-containing protein. The transcript is spliced from 3 exons. The record is from RefSeq and is a predicted model, not a curated record. Lineage: Eukaryota; Fungi; Basidiomycota; Agaricomycetes; Boletales; Suillaceae. The coding region runs from base 1 to 663 and encodes 220 amino acids. Gene Ontology annotation, biological process: lipid biosynthetic process. Gene Ontology annotation, molecular function: iron ion binding; oxidoreductase activity.